AUGGAAGGGGGAGAGGAGUUUCAAGAAGAAGAUGUGUGGUCAGUUUUGAGAGAAAAAGAAUCUCCAGGUCCUGAGAUGAAAGUCUCCAAAAGUAACAAUCUCUUCUCGGAGUCUUCUUCAUCUUCUGCGAGGUACAUUCCUAAGGGCAAGGAAGUCUUAGGGGCAAAACAGUCAUCUGCUCCAAUGAAUGUUCCUGACUGGUCCAAGAUUUAUGGGAACACGAAGAAGAACUCAAGAAGCAGCCAUAUGCAUUCAUCGGCCAUUCAUGACGAUGACGACGAUGAAGACUCAAUGGUUCCUCCACAUGAAUUGGUAGCAAAAAGGCUCGCAAGAACACAGAUCUCAUCUUUCUCCAUGUGUGAAGGAAUAGGAAGAACACUCAAAGGAAGGGAUCUCAGCAAAACGAGGAAUGCUAUCUUAACCAAAACAGGUUUCUUGGAAUCGAACAUCACAUCAACAUCACCACCACCAUAG
Molecule: messenger RNA, 474 nt
Organism: Thlaspi arvense
Lineage: Eukaryota; Viridiplantae; Streptophyta; Magnoliopsida; Brassicales; Brassicaceae
Source: the annotation of a GenBank genome assembly